UUAUGGCCUCUUAUUAUAAUUUGGCUUUAAGUUACUCCAUUACACAUCUUGUGGAAACCUUUUUGUUAGGAUUACUGGUUCCGCUGCUGCACCCAACAGGUGUUGGGAGGAAGAGAGGAGUGCUCUACUGAAACUACAAGAAAACAUGAUGAGUUCAAAUGGGGGACACUUGACCCUUUGGGAAGUCUAUAAUGAGACUGGUUUUUUGGAUUGUUGUUCAUGGCGUUGGGUAAAAUGCAACUUAACAACAGGUCGAGUGAUACAACUUAAUCUUAGAGCAGCAAGGCAAGGAUCAGCGGAUGGUUGGAGUUUUAAUGCCUCUCUGUUUCUUCCAUUCAAAUCACUACAAGUUCUUAUAUUGUCUGAGAAUUAUAUUACAGGGUGGAACAAAAAUGAAGGGUUCAACAAACUGUCAGAGUUGACCAACUUGAAAGUACUUGAUUUGCAGCACAAUUAUCUCCUCUUUCCAAAUGUUUUAUCAUCUUUGUGUUGGAUUUCAUCUCUUGAGGUUCUAGGAUUUAAUCGUGUCUUCGGAUCACAAAUGGGUGCAAUUGAAUUUCCUUCGUUGAAAAAUCGCUCUGCGCCUAUAGAUGAAGGCAUAACUAAGAAAUGUCCAGGGAUGAGCAAUUUAAGGGAACUCUUGGUGGCAGGAUAUGGAAUCAAUGACACCAGUUUCCUUUCUACACUGGGUUUUGGUACACUUACUGGACUAAGGAAUUUACAGAGACUCUAUUUGUCUAGCAAUGACUUCAAUUCCACCAUCUUUUCAUCUCUUAAACAUCUUCCAUCUCUCAAGCAUCUAGAUCUCAAAAACAAUGACAUUGUUGGAAAAAUUGAAACGAGUGAUAUAAUAGCCUUGAGCAAUUUGGAAUUUCUAGAUCUCCGGAGGAACAAUUUUGAGGGCUUUGUGACUACCAAAGGUAGUAGAAGAAUGAGUUCACUGCGGAAUAUACGACUUGGAAGUUCUAAGUCCAACUCGACCAACAUCUUACAAUCCUUAAAAUCAUUCUCAUCUCUCAAGAGACUUUCUUAUGAAUAUAGUGAUCUCAGUGCUUCUUCCACAACUUAUGCAAUAAGAAAUCUGAGCAAACUGGAGUACUUGAACUUGGAGGGAUCUUAUUUAAAUGAGAAUUUUCUCUCAAGCAUUGGACAAAUGGAUUCUCUUAAAGUGCUGAAUAUGGCUUUUGGUGGCAAUUAUGGCACCCUCCCUAAUCAAGGUUGGUGUGAGCUCAAAAACAUUCAAGAGGUGGCACUCAUUGUGAAUAGUUUUGAGGGAACAGUUCCUUCAUGUCUUGGGAACUUGACAUCACUUCGAUGGCUUAGCCUUGAUGGGAAUCGCUUCACUGGAAAUAUAGCCUCAUAUCCUCUUUGGAGAACACUCACAUCACUUGAGUACUUGGAUAUUUCAUUUAACCAAUUUGAAGUUCCACUAUCGUUCAGUCAAUUCGUCAACAAUUCAAAACUUACCUACUUGAAUGUUGGCUAUAAUACUAUAACUAGAGACGUCGAAUUCAAGAAUUGGAUCCCAAAUUUCCAGUUGCAGCUUUUUGUUAUUCGGGGAUGCAUAAACCUUCAAAAAUUGCCUUCUUUCCUUCAUUACCAGCACGACUUGAGAGUUCUCUCUAUAGACAAAAAUCAAUUGCCAGGAAAGUUUCCAACUUGGUUGUUAGAGAAUAACACCAGACUUGCAGGCUUUUAUGCUAGAGAUAAUGCUUUCAUCGGACCGUGGAAGUUGCCAUCCAGUAGUCAUCUCUGUUUAGAGGAACUUGAUGUCUCUAAUAACAAACUAAGCGGACGUGUUCCAGCAAACAUAAGUUCAGCUUUCCCAAAGCUAAAUCUUCUGAACAUGUCACAAAAUUUGCUUGAAGGUCCUAUACCUUCUGAUAUUGGCGGGUUUCAUUUAGUCACACUGGAUAUAUCUCACAACCUCUUGUCUGGAGGAGUUCCUAGCGAUCUGGCAGUUAGUUCUCCAUUGCUGAGUUACCUCCGGCUCUCAAACAAUAGGUUGUCAGGGACAAUAUUUCCAAAGGAUAUCAGACCAAGUAUACUAUUUUAUUUGUACUUGAACGGAAAUAGGUUUGAGGGACCGUUACCUAGUAACAUUUUUCUCAAACCCCUUAUUGCACUGGAUGCUAGCAGUAAUAACUUCUCUGGGGAGAUUCCAAGAUGGAUUAGAGAUAACAAAAGAUUGUUACAGCUCGAUUUAGCCAAAAAUCAUCUUGAAGGCUCGAUUCCAGUUGAGAUUUGCAAUUUGAAGUUCAUUCAAGUCUUAGCUUUGUCCGAAAACAGACUCUCAGGACCUAUUCCUUCUUGAGUGAGUGGUUUACCCCUUGAACACAUCCAUCUAGACAAAAAUCAAUUGGGCGGUGAACUUGAAGAUUCAUUUUUCAACAUAUCUCUGAUAACAUUGGAUCUUGGCUACAACAAUUUUACAGGAAACAUCCCACACACCAUAGCCUCACUUUCAAGCCUCAACUUCCUUCUCCUCAAUAAUAACCAAUUGGAUGGAGAAAUUCCAAUUCAGAUUUGUCUGCUAAACAAGUUAUCCAUCAUGGAUUUGUCUUUUAACAAGCUUUAUGGUUCGCUCCUUCCUUGUUUGGGUAACUUAAAGCAAGCGGAAAAUGAUGCAGAAACAAGUAGUGUAUAUUAUCAUGCAUCUUCCAGGAUGGCGUGGUUAGAAUUCUUGAGUUGGAUAAGUUCAACAAGGCACUACCACAUUUCAUAUGGAUUUCUAAGUGACUUCAAUAUGAUGGAUGUGGAAACCCAAGUCCAGUUUUCAACAAAAAGAAACUCGUACACUUACAAGGGAAGCAUUCUAAAAUAUAUGUCAGGUAUUGAUCUCUCAAGUAAUGGAUUAACAGGUGAAAUACCCAUUGAGCUAGGAAACCUGAGCAAAAUACAUGCAUUUAAUCUAUCGCACAACCAUAUCUUUGGAAGAAUCCCAUAUACCUUCUCAAAUUUACAUGAAAUCGAGAGUCUGGACCUAUCUCACAACAGCUUGAAUGGGACAAUUCCUGUUGGCCUACUUGAGCUGUACUCUUUGGCAAUAUUCAGCGUAGCAUACAAUAACUUAUCUGGUGCAGUACCACCAUUUAAAGCUCAAUUCUCAACUUUCGACAAAAGCAGCUAUCAGGGGAAUCUUUUGCUAUGUGGUUAUCCAUUAGACAACGAGUGUAACCGUUCUAAAUCAUCAAAUACCUCAAACAAUGGAAGCGAGGAAUCUGUAGGAUUUACGGAUACAGACCUUUUCUACAUCAGCUUUGUUGUGUUUUAUGGAGCAGUCUUGCUAGGAAUUGCUGCAGUACUCGGAAUCAAUCCUUAUUGGAGAACAGCAUGGUUUAGGCUUGUUGAGGUUUUGAUGCUCAGUUCUUACUAUUUUCUCUUAGACAAUGUUGUUACACCCAUCAAGAAUAGAUGGUGGAGGAACCUUGGAUAAUAUUUGCUCUCAUUCUUAUUGUAUGGACAAGUAGGUGAGAGGUUCAAACUCAAAAUAUGGGAAACAUAUUGUUCUUCGAUUCCUAUUA
This is a messenger RNA of Solanum tuberosum (potato), 3524 nucleotides long. RefSeq names its product LRR receptor-like serine/threonine-protein kinase FLS2. NCBI's taxonomy places the organism in Eukaryota, Viridiplantae, Streptophyta, Magnoliopsida, Solanales, Solanaceae. Gene Ontology annotation, molecular function: protein binding. The record is from RefSeq and is a predicted model, not a curated record. Bases 146 to 2314 code for a protein of 722 amino acids. The transcript is spliced from 8 exons.